UGCGCCUCCUACCUGGCCUCCUCCAGCUUCGACGCCACCACCUGCAUCUGGAAGAGGCAAGAAGACGGCUUCGAGUGCGUCACCACCCUGGAAGGACAUGAGAACGAGGUGAAGUCGGUGGCCUGGGCUCCCUCCGGUACACUGCUCGCCACCUGCAGCCGGGACAAGAGCGUCUGGGUCUGGGAAGUGGAUGAAGAGGAGGAGUACGAGUGCGUCAGCGUCCUCAACUCCCACACGCAGGAUGUCAAGCAUGUAGUUUGGCACCCCGACCAGGAGCUCUUGGCCUCGGCCAGCUACGACGACACGGUGAAGCUGUACCAUGAAGAGGAGGACGACUGGGUGUGCUGUGCCACGCUGGAGGGCCACGAGUCGACGGUGUGGAGUGUGGCCUUUGACCGUAGCGGCGAGCGCUUGGCUUCUUGCAGCGAUGACAAGACAGUCCGCAUCUGGCGCCAGUACAAGCCGGGCAACGAGGAAGGGGUGGCCUGCAGCGGCACCGAUCCCACCUGGAAGUGUGUCUGCAACCUCUCUGGCUACCACACCAGGACCAUUUACGACGUGGCGUGGUGCCACCUCACCGGCGCGUUGGCGACAGCCUGCGGCGACGACGCCAUCCGGGUCUUCGAGGAGAGCGCGUCCUCCGACCCACAGCAGCCCACCUUCAGCCUCGCCGCCCACGUCCCCCGGGCGCACUCGCAGGACGUCAACUGCGUGGCCUGGAACCCGAAGGAGCCGGGCUUGCUUGCUUCCUGCAGCGACGACGGCGAGAUCGCCUUCUGGAAGUACCAGCGCCCCGAAGUUUGUUGAGAGUUU
Molecule: messenger RNA, 813 nt
Organism: Charadrius vociferus (killdeer)
Lineage: Eukaryota; Metazoa; Chordata; Aves; Charadriiformes; Charadriidae
Gene: CIAO1
Product: cytosolic iron-sulfur assembly component 1
Exons: 6
Biological process (GO): iron-sulfur cluster assembly
Cellular component (GO): cytosolic [4Fe-4S] assembly targeting complex
Molecular function (GO): protein binding
Source: RefSeq, a predicted model, not a curated record